This is a messenger RNA of Eupeodes corollae, 510 nucleotides long. It is a transcript of the gene Tbca, whose product is annotated as tubulin-specific chaperone A. The record is from RefSeq and is a predicted model, not a curated record. Gene Ontology annotation, molecular function: beta-tubulin binding. Gene Ontology annotation, biological process: post-chaperonin tubulin folding pathway; tubulin complex assembly. The coding region runs from base 163 to 498 and encodes 111 amino acids. The transcript is spliced from 3 exons. Gene Ontology annotation, cellular component: microtubule cytoskeleton; cytosol. Lineage: Eukaryota; Metazoa; Arthropoda; Insecta; Diptera; Syrphidae.
CGGCUUUUAAAAUUGAGAGGAAUCGAAUCGCCAUAAGUCGAUAUGACUCAUGUUCCUACCUCAAGUCUUAAAACUUAAAACCAUCAUUUCUAUCGUCACAUCACAACUGGUCUUAAACGAUUUGAUUUCUACUUAUUAUCCAUUCUCCUUGCAAAUUACUAAAUGGCAGAUCCACGUCUAAGACAAUUAACAAUCAAAACGGGUGUUGUAAAAAGAUUGACCAAAGAGAAGGUUGUAUAUGAGAAGGAAGCCGUCCAACAAAAAGAUCGUAUUGAAAAGUUAAAAGCUGCCGGCGAAGAUGAGCAUGUUUUGAGAAAACAAGAAGAAGUUCUCCAAGAAGCACUGAUGAUCAUUCCAGAUUGCCAAAGAAGGUUAGCAAAAGCAUUUGAGGAACUUUCAGAUUUUGUGAAGAACGAGGUAGAACUUAAAGAGACAAAGGAAUACGAAACAGCUUCGCAAAUUCUAGAAGAAGCUAAAUUGCAACUAGUCAAAGUCUAGUAAAAAUCAUCG